UGCUGCAGCAUGGGACUCAGCUGCUUCAAGUCCUGGAAACAUGACAGUACAGGCCACAAAGGUAACAGAGACGUGUUGGCCAGCCCAGGCUCGUAUUUCUUCCUAUCUAACAGCGCCGGUCAGGGUGACGAGUGGCUGAAGAGCCUCAACAAGGGGGUCUGGAUCCCUUUCACAGGGGUCUUUGGUCAGCGUCUGGAGGAGACUGUACUUUAUGAGCGACGUUAUGGGGUGCGUUUGGUUCCUCUGGUGGUGGAGCAGUGUGUGACCUUCAUCCGAGAGCGUGGCCUGCAUGAAGUGGGCUUGUUUCGCCAGCCAGGACAGGCCAGUCUGGUCAAAGAACUGCAAGAGGCUUUUGACGCAGGGGAAAGACCGUCCUUCGACAGUAGCACAGACAUCCACACAGUGGCGUCACUGCUGAAGCUCUACCUCAGACAGCUGCCAGAGCCUCUGAUUCCUUACAGCCACUACCAGGACUUCCUGCUCUGUGGUCAGAAGCUGCUGACUGACCGCAUGCUGGUUUUGGGGGAGUUGAGGAAUCUUCUUCAUGAGUUGCCAGUUGCAAACUUCAACUUACUCAACUUCAUCUGCCAGUUUUUAAAUGAAGUCCAGAGUUACUCCAGCACUAACAGGAUGAGUGGCCAGAACUUGGCCACUGUGUUCGGGCCAAAUAUCCUCCGAGCCAAAGCUGAAGACCCACAAAGCAUUAUGGGAGGUGCAGCACUGGUCCAGGUGCUGAUGUUGGAGCUGAUCAGGGAACAUGAGUCUCUGUUUGCCAAAGUCCCUCCACCCUUUUCUGCCCGUCCACCUGGAGGUACACACGCAUCACCCAUCGCUUUGAGGCAGCCUCAUCUUCACCCGUCACCCUGCCUACGUCAGCUCUCCAUGCCUCUCAUUGUAGAGCGCUCCAGAGAAGGAGGACAUCCUGCAGCAGACAAACAGAGUCCCAGCUGCAUCCACUCUGCCGUUGCCAAAUCAGAACUGUCCUCUGGCCAGAAGAGGCAUCUCGGCCAUCGCUACACCUCCUCGCACCCAGAGAACUGCUUCUUUCCUUUGCCCUCCACCAGUCAGCCCCUGCAGCACCACUCUGACAGACACAAUCUAGAUUAUCACCAGCACCACGCUGGCCAAGGACCAUCCCCAAAUGUUCAAGCCUCUACAACCAGCCUCCAGCUUCAAGACCCACUGCCAGACAGCUCCAGUCCCAGAUCGAUGCUCCUGAGCUGGGCAAAGGCCUGGCCUAGCCCGGAAGAGCCAUGCACUGGUUUCUGGAGCUCUGGUGCUGCUGAGGAAGAGGGUGCAGGGCCAGGAAUGGCGAGCAUGGGUAGCAGUGAGGAUCAAGAGGACAGCAACCUUUCUGCCUAUGACAACUUGGACAGAGUGUCUCCAUGUGAGGGAAUGGAGCAUGGUGGACAUUUUGAAACCAUCGAUCAAGGAGACCGUAUUGGAACUUGUGAAGAGGUGGCGGCGCUUGAGGAGGCAAGGCAGAGAAGAGACUCCUCCUCUUCAUGGUCGUCCUAUGAAGGUCUGCCAUUGGACGAAAGCAGUGAUGCUGUGGUUGUGGUUUGUCCUUACGUGUCACCAAAGAGACCAAACAGAUUACCUUCAAGUCAGGAAGCAGACAGGGGAAGCAGUGAUAAUGAAGAUCAUGACGAUAACAAUGAUGACAAUGAUGAAGAUGAUGUUGAAGUCCACCACCCUAACUCCCCAGCCUCUUGUUCUGUGCUCAGUGACAGCCCUCUCAGUACGGGCAGCUCAGAGGUGUUCCUCCCCUCUGGUCCUCCGGACCUCCAGGGACCGGAGCCUCAAUUACAGUCCAGGGAUGCUCACUCACUUCUAGCUGAGCUGCGGCAACAGAUGGCCCGGCAGAAGGCUGAGUACCAGGCCAGGAUACAGAGGUUGGAGCGCUGCAAUGAUGUGCUGGAGCGGCAGGUUUCAGUACUUCAGGUCAGACUGGAGCAGCAGAAGCGCAGCCGAAGCGUCGCAGAGAUCAAGAUCCGCGACAUGGAGCGAGCCAAAGCUGACGCCGACCUCCGAAACAGCACGCUGCAGAGAGAGAUGGAGAUGUUCUUCCAGAUGUAUGGAGACAUCAAGAGAAGAGGAGGGGGUGAAGGAGCAAGAGGAGGAGGGAGUCUCUGA
This is a messenger RNA of Plectropomus leopardus (leopard coralgrouper), 2136 nucleotides long. NCBI's taxonomy places the organism in Eukaryota, Metazoa, Chordata, Actinopteri, Perciformes, Serranidae. The record is from RefSeq and is a predicted model, not a curated record.